AUGUCAUUGGAUAUAGUUGCUGCUAAAAAUCAACUUAGGUCAAUGUGGCAGUUGCCCUACACCUAUAGAUUCAUAUCACACUUUAAGGAUGCAUUACAUGUUAAUGCCUUCCACAUUGACGAUCUAGAGAAUGCACUUGUUACACCAGAGGCAAACCACUCCUUUCUUUCAGAACUCUUUAUACCAAUGAUGAAACCAAUUGUCAAACCAAAACAAGGUGCUAUUACUAAUUUAAAUUGGGAAGAUUAUAUUAAAAUAGAGAUUGAAAAGAAGAUAAAUCCAAACCCAUUCUUUGCACAGUAUGCAGAGACGAAUCCAUUUAUCGAUGAACACUUUUCACAUUUGGAACUAAAAGAUCGUCUAUUGAUACUAAAGUGUAUAUGUGAUUGGAAUCUUGCUAAAAACAAAUUGAUUCAAGAACUAGUUAGUAGUCCUGAACAAGAUCCAGAUGAAUUGAGACUGUCACCAGUUGGACAAGAUAAAGAUAGAUGUACAUAUUGGUUCUUUGGAGACGACCAAAGACUGUGGAAAGAGACGCCACCACCAGCUCUACCUCUCAGUCAACGUGGUAGAAAAUCAAUCCAAAACCAACAACUCGGCGCAAAGCCGUGUCAAUGGGAAUUGCAGUGUGCAUCAAAAGAGAGUUGGGAAAAGUUUGUUGAUGAUAUGACCGAGAGCGAGAUACAGUGCGAGAAGCAGUUGGCCGAGAACAUUGGCGAGUUUUUGGACGGUGUGUUGACAAAGAUCAACAACCGUAUGCGGUCACAACGAAGAGCACAGGUUCCUCCACCCCGACCAAUCCGAUCGCUGCGUCUGCUAGAGCAGAAUCUUAAAAAAUUGGAGCAAGAAAAAUUAGAAGAGGAACGCAGAAAACUAGAGGGUGACUCGAGCGAUGAAGAGGAAGAAGACGAUGAGGAAGAGUUGACUGGAUACGGACUGAGACGAAGAACCGUGGCAGCUAGACAGGCAGCCAAUGCCAAACCCACACCCAUCACCCAUACUUCUAGUGGUCGACGAAUCGUCAACUCUAGAUCAAAUGAUGCCUAUGCUGGUGUACAAUCAUUAACAUCAAAAUAUAAACAACAAGAUGAAGAAAUGGUUGAUUAUGAAAAUGAUAAUGAAAAUCAAAAUCAAAAUAAUAAUAAUAAUAGUAAUGGUAAAUCUCAUAGAGAUCAUUUUAGUGAUGAUGAAGAUGAUCAACAAUAUAAAGAUGGAGAGGAAGAAGAAGAAGAAGAGGAGAAUGGUAGUCCCAAGAAACAACAAAAAACAAAUGGUCAUACAGACAAUGUAGAUAAUAAUAAUAAUAACGAACAACCACCAAAACCAACAACACCAUUAAAAUUCAAAGUAGUAUUUAAAACUCCAUUAAAACCAAAUAGUCAAGAUAAUAAUAAUAAUAAUAACAAUAACAACAUUGACAACAGUUCUAAUACUAAUUCAUAUGAAAAUGGUAAUAAUAAUUUAGAAAGUAGUUUUAUUGAGGUAGGAAAUAAUACACCAUUACCAAAACAAAAUGAAAAUCAGAUCAACAACAACAACAAUAAGGAUGAUGUAUUGGAUACAAGUAUGGUAGAUAUUUUAAAUACACCUGAUAAACCAAUUCCAAUUCCAAUGUCAACCGCUUCAACUUCAACCUUGACAUCAAUUUCAAAUUCCAUCAACAAUCAACAACAACAAGCCAAGCAAUUAACAACAAUGGUUUCAACUAGUAAUACCUAUAAUAAUAAUUGUCUAACAGAGUUGAAUGUUGAAAACUUACCAACUAGCGGCCAACAAUAA
Messenger RNA from Cavenderia fasciculata, 1779 nucleotides. RefSeq names its product DDT domain-containing protein. Bases 1 to 1779 code for a protein of 592 amino acids. Gene Ontology annotation, cellular component: RSF complex. Gene Ontology annotation, biological process: regulation of DNA-templated transcription. The transcript has 4 exons. The record is from RefSeq and is a predicted model, not a curated record. Lineage: Eukaryota; Evosea; Eumycetozoa; Acytosteliales; Cavenderiaceae.